This is a messenger RNA of Eurytemora carolleeae, 3826 nucleotides long. RefSeq lists its product as uncharacterized. The coding region runs from base 51 to 3734 and encodes 1227 amino acids. The transcript has 12 exons. NCBI's taxonomy places the organism in Eukaryota, Metazoa, Arthropoda, Copepoda, Calanoida, Temoridae. The record is from RefSeq and is a predicted model, not a curated record.
UUUUAAUAAAAUAAAUUAAAAAUUAUUGGUUUCUUUUGAAAUAGAUAAACAUGGAGGUGGAUGAAGUAGACCCAGAGAGCUUGGAGAUCUUGAAACGGAAAAUCGAGGUAGUUGACAAGUUGCUUAAACACAAGGAGAAGAUUGAGGGAAGAAACGCCGAGCUGACGACGGAGAAUUUAUUGAAAGAGAACAUGAUUUCCAGUUUGAAGAGAGAGAAUUGUGAGCUGAAGAGUUCUUUGGAGGAGAAAACUUCUAAAAUUAGUAUUUUUGAAACUGAGAAAAGAUCUUACUCCGGUCGACUGGGUCAACUUGAAUCUGCGGUUGCAAAAAAGAAUAUUGAUCUGAUCAAUAAGGAGGUGGAGAUCAAUGAACUCAAGAGGACUAUUGAGAACCUGGAGGGGGAAAAGACUAAUCUUGAAGAUCAAAUUAAGAAUGAUCGGGAAUCGAAACGAAUCAAGGAAAUUUAUGAGGGAGAGAAAUGGAAAUAUCUUGCAGAAAUAUCCAGCCUUAAACAGCAGAAUGAAGCUCUCAAGCAAAGAGCAAAAGAAGAUGAAGAGAUCUCAUCUGCAUUUAGAGUAGAAGUCGGAGAACUAGAGAAAUGCAAGAAAGAGCUUGCUACACUGAAAAAAGAGAUAAAUGACAACAAGAAGGAUAAACGUAUUCUUGCCUUGACUCGGAAACUAGAAAAGGCUAACACUGAAAUAUUAAAGCUUAGUAAAGGGCGAAGCAGUCAGGACUUAAGUGUCUUCACAGCGAACGAUGAAAUUAAACCCGGUCAUUCUGCUUCCUUUCUAAAUAUAAUGAGUUCGAACACGACUUUUUCCCCCAGGCGACGAUUUUCUAUUUUCAGUGGUAAACAUAAACAAAGAGGAGGAGUAAAGAAAACUAAAUUUAUCCGUCUUGGUAGUUUACUCUACGGAGAAGUUCCGAGUGUUCUCGGUCAGAAACCUGUUCUUUCUGACUCCAUCCCUAGCGUAGAUCACGACCAGGAGGAGGAGAAUAUUAUGUUAAUCCUUAACAGCAGCACAGCUAGGGAUUAUCCUAUGAAGAGAAAAGCUGAAGUUCUCCAUUACUCUCCUAAAAAGAAGCUCAAGGGUCCUGGAUCUGCUCAGAGUAAUUUGUCUGUUGUUACCUCAAACCCUCCGCCCAAGACUAGAGACAGUGCAGCAAUACGAAUUAUCAGUCCGAUGAGUUUAGAAAACAAAUAUAAUUCAUCGCAGGAGGAAUCUUUCAUGUGCAUAGUUCAGGAGCCGAGUAGUUCGGACGAGGCACCUGAGAUAAUAGAACCCGAACCUCUCUCCUGUUCAACUCCAAGUAGGAAACCGUCGUUAGUUAAGCCUUCUGAUCCUAUUGGAUCUACAUCAGCAUUCAACGCCUCUGCUCCCAUGACCAUAGUUGAGAAUGGAUCCAAUCAAAUCUAUUUUAAUCCAAAUCCUUCCAAAUCAAGGCUUGCUCACGAAACCAGGAAACCUCAACCUGUUCCUCCUUCUAGAAUAUCUGCUCCAGUAGUUCCGACGGUUCAAGCAAUUCCGUCAAAAUCUAAGAACACAAGGAUCUCCAAAUCUAAAGAUUCCAAUAGCUCUGUGUUACUGCCGGCCACUAAGCUGGAAACGUCUGCCAGUACUGGAACUGCUCGUUCCAAGAUACUUCAAACAGGAUUAUUAAUUGAGACUCCUGCGUCUGUAGGAAAGAAUCUUACUGAAGCUCAGAUUGCAGCGGCUCGAAACCGUAUGGUAGGCCGAGCCCCACCAGGAGUAGCUACCAGACCAUCAGUAGAUGGAUUCAGAUCAUCAGAGAGAUCAGGAAACAAGGUACAACCAGAGACUAACCAGUUGAAACCUGUUCCUCCCGUUAGAACCAGACCGAAGGUGGGAGACAACGUUGAUGAAAUUCCAGCGCGAAGGAAGACAAUGCCUGCUAGAAUAUCUGUAACAAAACAAUUGAUUGAGUCUGCUGCUGCACCAGAUUUAGUUGAACCAGUAACUGCGCCAGAACCAGUUACAUCCAAACAACCAGAACCUGUUUCUCUAAUCUCUAUAUCAAAAACAUCAUCUGAGGAGACGGAUAAAAGUGAAGAUGAAUUAUUGUCAAAACAGAUUUCUGCUUCCCGUAGUUCCCUUGAUGAUGAUUUGAAUCUAUCGGAAGACAGCGAAGAUGAAAAAGAUGAAAAAGUCUCCAACAAGCAUUCAGCGAAAAUUGAAACCAGUGUAUUAUUAAAAUCUAAACUUGUCGAACCCGGUGAUAUAAAGAUGCAAGAUGUUAAAACUGAAGUUGAUUCCAAAGAAGUUCCUGAAUAUACGGAGGAAGAGUAUACGAAAGAUCAGAUGGAUAAUUCCAGAGAUCUCUCUGCUUUAACAACUCCGUCAACUAUCCUCCGUAGAGAGAUUCAGUACAGAAACCUGUUGGAUGAACUCUUGGACACCUUCAACACCAAGCACAGAACCCAGAACAGAGCUCUGGAACACAUGAGAACAAAGAUUCAGGAGGAGAGAAAAUCAUUUCAGUAUGAGACCUACUCCUCCAUCCUGGAUAAGAACUUGAAACUGCUCCAGGAUGAGUUAAACCUUGCAGGACUAACCAGGAUUUGUGAUGAGCUCUGUCAAGGGGAUUCUACAGAGAGAAUCCAGAGAAUGUUCUGCGAUUAUAUUUACAAUUUUACUAUGCAUGAGCAUAAAAGUGUGAAGCUUCUAAGCGACUCUAAUCCUGAAGCUCCACCAGUAACCAGAAACCAGCAGAGAGUUUUUACUCUGCUUAGAGUUCUAGAUCAGAGACCUCAGUUUAAAGGUGUGAUUGAACGAUUGAUAGAUAUGUUGUAUAAUGGAUUCUUCGGAGUAGACCGGAUGUUUAGUAUGAGUAUGUCAAGUGUUCUUAGUUUGGGUCGGCUACUGGUUCUCUCCGCUAGACAUGUUGAUGAUCUUGAUACAAUGAAAAGAUUUGUUUUUGAUCUUUUCUUCUUCAAAUCUCCGAGGAAUCAUCUUCUUGUUGGAGUCAUUAUGGAUCUUUGGCCAGAACUAUUUGAAAGGAAUAGUCGUGAACUUACCCCAGAGCAGGAGACUGCAAUAUGGGCGAUCUUUCAUACUGGAGUAACCACGAACAUUGAUAUGAAGGUUCAAGAAACAAGAUCUGUGUUUCAGUCCAGGUAUGGGUAUCAACCCACAGAAUUCCAAUCCAAGGAUAUGAUCUCCAAAUAUCUUAAACUUGUGGAGAAGAACGUCAAGGAUUCAAAUCUUCUCAGUACGAUUAAAUAUUGCCUAGUUUUACUUGGACGAGGACAUGAUUAUCGCUGGGUGAAUAAUACAGUUAUAUCUCAGCUCAUCAACUUUCUCACUAAAGUUUGGACAGAUGAAUGCACCAAGGACCAGACCCUACUCCGUUGGGUGAUAGAGAGCAUAGGACUUGUUUCUCGACUAUAUCCCUCGGAAGGAAGAACUCAACUCGUAGGAUUGUUUGAUUCGAUCAAGGAUAUUCUAAUGCAGGAGAGUAUUGAGGACAGCACUGUUGACUCCUGUGUGAACGCACUCCUCCAUCUAGGAUAUCAUCUCCAGACUCAGGUUGCACUAUGGUUUGUUUCUUGGAAACCAACCCGUACCUUGCACCCUACAACACGCCAGAGGAUGGAGGACUUUAUCGGUACCCGCGGACGGAAACAUGCCGAAAUUACUAGUUCUGUCGCUCGGAAGAAUGAGAACAGGAAACGGAAAAACAAAGGAUUCAACAGGGGACCCAAACAGUAGAUUUAUUUUCGUGAAUCUUCUUUCGAGGAGCAAACUGGUCGGAAAUUUUUAACAAAGAAAUUCAUUCAGUUAUUAUGAUCUUAUUUUCAGAA